AUGGACGUGCCGUAUUCACCGCCAUGGCUUGAACGGUUCGUUAAUUUUUACUCACUGACCCCGGAAACGAAGUCGCGAGAGAUCGCUGCUUCACUGCUAAUGGCCUUCAGCCCAACCAUCCCACUUGCCAGAACUAGUCAAAGAAUAAUCUAUCUAAAAGUUUACGCUUACACAUGCCUGCCGACGUGGGCGUAUAUCUGCGCACUGAGAACGAUUGAAUUCAUAUCUCCCAUCUUUUUAUCUGUCAAUCUGUCUCUCCCUUUCGCCUUCAACCUUUUAUUAUAUCCUUCAUCUUUUCAUCUCCCUAAUUCCAUCUCACUCCCCCUCUCUCUCUCUAUCUAUCUAUCUAUCCCCUCUUUUUAUGUGUCAUUCUAUCUCUCCCUUUCGCCUUCAAACUUUUCUUAUGGCCUUCAUCUCUUCAUCUUCUUACAGCUUUGUCUCUUUCUCCCUAAUCCCAGCUCACUCUUCCUCUUUCUCUGCACCCCCGUUUAUCUGUCACUCUCUGUCUACCAGUCUCUUACUCUCUCUUUCUCGCUAUCUAUCUAUCUAUCUAUUCCCUCUUUUUAUAUGUCAUUCUGUCUCUCCCUUUCGCCUUCAGACUUUUAUUAUAUGCUUCAUCCCUUCAUCUCCCUAAUUCCAUCUCACUCCUCUCUCUCUCUCUCUCUCUCUAUCUAUCUAUCUAUCACCUCUUUUUAUGUGUCAUUCUAUCUCUCCCUUUCGCCUUCAAACUUUUCUUAUGGCCUUCAUCCCUUCAUCUCCCUAAUUCCAUCUCACUCCUCUCUCUCUCUCUCUCUCUAUCUAUCUAUCUCAGUCUAUUCAUAUCUAUCUAUCUAUCUAUCUAUCUAUCUAUCUAUCCCAGUCUAUUCAUAUCUAUCUAUCUAUCUAUCUAUCUAUCUAUCUAUCUAUCUAUCUCAUUCUGUUCAUAUCUAUCUAUCUAUCUAUCUAUCUAUCUAUCUAUCUAUCUAUCUAUCUCAUUCUGUUCAUAUCUAUCUAUCUAUCUAUCUAUCUAUCUAUCUCAUUCUGUUCAUAUCUAUCUAUCUAUCUAUCUAUCUAUCUAUCUAUCUAUCUCAUUCUUCUAUUCAUAUCCAUCUAUCUAUCCAUCCAUCUAUCAUCUAUCUAUCUAUCUAUCUAUUCUGUUCAUAUCUAUCCAUCUAUCUAUCUAUCUAUCUAUCUAUCUAUCUAUCUAUCUAUCUAUCUAUCUAUCUAUCUAUCUAUCUAAGCCUGUUCUAUUAUCUAUCUAUCUAUCUAUCUAUCUAUCUAUCUAUCUAUCUAUCUAUCUAUCUAUCUAAGCCUGUUCAUUAUCUAUCUAUCUAUCUAUCUAUCUAUCUAAGCCUGUUCAUUAUCUAUCUAUCUAUCUAUCUAUCUAUCUAUCUAUCUAUCUAUCUAUCUAAGCCUACUUUUAUUAUGCCCUUCAUCUCUUCAUCUCCCUACAUCUUUGUCUCUUUCUUCCUAAUUCCAUUUCACUCUCUCUCUCUCUCUCCCGCUAUCUAUCUAUCUAUCUAUCUCAUCUUUUUAUCUGUCAUUCUAUCUCUCCCUUUCGCCUUCAAACUUUUAUUAUGUCCUUCAUUUCUUCAUCUUCCUACAGCUUUACUCCUUACGUCAUCGAUUUCUUUAUCCAACUGCAUGUCUCUUUCUCUCUUACACCCACUUCCUUUCCUCUCUCUCUCUCCCUCUCUCUCUCUUCCCUUUGUCUUUCUCUUUCACCUUCACACCCUUUCUCUCUCAUACGUAUUCUUUCUUUUUAUCUAUAUGUCUCUCUGUCGCCUUCUGCCUAAAUCCUUCUUCCUCCCUCUCUCCUCCUUUUAUCUGACUCUCACACAUACUCCUUCUUUCUUUUCACACCCCUCCUUUUAUUUCCUUUUUUAUCUAUUGUUUUCUCUCUGUUUUCCAACUUCUUCCUCUGGGUCUACACCAUUAUUUUAA
Molecule: messenger RNA, 1923 nt
Organism: Acanthosepion pharaonis
Lineage: Eukaryota; Metazoa; Mollusca; Cephalopoda; Sepiida; Sepiidae
Source: the annotation of a GenBank genome assembly